Mesocricetus auratus (golden hamster) is the source of this 1507-nucleotide messenger RNA. It is a transcript of the gene Mbd3, whose product is annotated as methyl-CpG binding domain protein 3. Gene Ontology annotation, molecular function: DNA binding. Lineage: Eukaryota; Metazoa; Chordata; Mammalia; Rodentia; Cricetidae. Bases 186 to 1079 code for a protein of 297 amino acids. The transcript has 7 exons. The record is from RefSeq and is a predicted model, not a curated record.
CGGGUGGCAAAGCCGGCGCGCGCCCGGCUGGGGGCGGAGGGCGGAGGCCCGUGGGUCGGAACAGCCGCGGCGAGUAGCAGUGGCGGCGGAGGGAACCGAGACGGCGACGAUCGGGGGGUCGCGAGUGGCGGCGGCGGCGGCAGCGGCGACGGCGGGCCCGGAGGCGGGCGGAGAGCCGGGGCGCAAUGGAGCGGAAGAGGUGGGAGUGCCCGGCGCUCCCGCAGGGCUGGGAAAGGGAAGAAGUGCCCAGGAGGUCGGGGCUGUCGGCCGGCCACAGGGAUGUCUUUUACUAUAGCCCCAGCGGCAAGAAGUUCCGCAGCAAGCCACAGCUGGCACGCUACCUGGGCGGCUCCAUGGACCUCAGCACCUUCGAUUUCCGCACUGGCAAAAUGCUUAUGAACAAGAUGAAUAAGAGCCGCCAGCGCGUGCGCUAUGACUCCUCCAACCAGGUCAAGGGCAAGCCUGACCUGAACACUGCGCUGCCUGUGCGGCAGACCGCAUCCAUCUUCAAGCAGCCGGUGACCAAGAUCACCAACCACCCCAGCAACAAGGUCAAGAGUGACCCGCAGAAGGCCGUGGACCAGCCGAGGCAGCUGUUCUGGGAGAAAAAGCUGAGUGGCUUGAGCGCCUUCGACAUCGCGGAGGAGCUUGUCCGAACCAUGGACCUGCCCAAGGGCCUGCAGGGGGUGGGCCCAGGCUGCACAGACGAGACUCUGCUGUCAGCCAUCGCCAGCGCCCUGCACACCAGCACCCUGCCCAUCACCGGCCAGCUCUCUGCAGCUGUGGAGAAGAAUCCUGGCGUGUGGCUAAAUACCACCCAGCCACUUUGCAAAGCCUUCAUGGUGACUGACGACGACAUCAGCCCCAGCCAGGUGCCUGUCAGCGUGCCUCUUCCCAGGAAGCAGGAGGAGCUGGUGCAGCAGGUGCGCAAGCGCCUGGAGGAGGCGCUGAUGGCGGACAUGCUGGCGCACGUGGAGGAGCUGGCCCGGGACGGGGAGGUGCCCCUGGACAAGGCCUGCACCGAGGAGGACGACGAUGAGGACGAAGACGAGGACGAGCCUGACUCUGAGCGUGUCUAGCACAGAUGCCUGGCCCAAGUCCGGGCUGCAGACUGCCCCAGCCUUGCGGGGACCAGGCGGGGCCAGGCCAGCAGGAGGCAGGCCUCCGUCUUCCCAGGGAGCUCUCCGUGGGCCUUGGACUCAUUCGCUCCUGCUCCCUGGCAAGAAGCCCCACACUGAAAGCUGAAGUUCGAGGACCCAACUGCGAGGCAGCCUGCACCCCAACUCCUCACCACAGGAAGAGGCCGUGCUCGGCACCAAGGAGCUACAAGCUUUGUUGGGUGCUGGAGGAAGGUUCUGGAAACACACCUCACUGUUCCUGCCUUUCAGUGUCAUAGGCCAGGGUUGGAACUGCUGCCAGGGUCUCAGGGUCGCCCAGCCUCCCUGAGCUGAGGGCCAGCAGCCAACCAGGAACUCGCUUCCUUCAAUAAACCGAUAGUAGGAACUUC